Seriola dumerili (greater amberjack) is the source of this 936-nucleotide messenger RNA. It is a transcript of the gene tmem242, whose product is annotated as transmembrane protein 242. The transcript has 4 exons. The coding region runs from base 21 to 479 and encodes 152 amino acids. NCBI's taxonomy places the organism in Eukaryota, Metazoa, Chordata, Actinopteri, Carangiformes, Carangidae. The record is from RefSeq and is a predicted model, not a curated record.
UGUUUCUAUCCGGUAAUUUAAUGCAGAUGGACCGAGGCAACAUGACAGCAGCUGAUGGGAACACAGCAGUGAAUAUGAGAGAAGAAACUCAAAGUGAUGAAGAGGCCAAACUACAGAUGUUACAAGGUGCAGCGUUUCUGACCACGGUGGCAUCUGCCGGCAUGAUCGCAGGAUUUGGCUCCACGUUAGCACUGGCUAAGAAAAAAAGCCCAGACUGGUUUACUAAGGGAGUUGUGUCGACAGCAGCAGUCCCAGAGAGCGGAGCGUCUCUGGCUCUCAGAGCUCUAGGGUGGGGGUCUCUGUUCGCCUGGUGUGGAGUCGGUGUGCUCAGUUUCACUGUGUGGAAAGUCCUCGGUGUUCACUCUUUAUCAGAGUUCAGACAGAAGAUGCAGUCCUUCUUCCCGUCCAUCCCUAAGUCCGCUGAGGCCACAGCUGGAUCUGAACCCCUGGACUGGGACUCUGUCUUCAAGUCAAAGUGACGCACCGCAUCUGCUGGAGGAUGAAUCACGAGAGACAAGACUGUAAAUAUUGAGGACGCUCGGCAGCUGUUUGUGCUGCUUUCUCUGGAGUCUGGAGACUGUGCUGGACCGGUUUUAGUCCCGGUCCUGGGUUGUGAGCUCUAAGAGCUCUGGGUUUGGAGGUUUUUGGUCAGACGUCAGGGUCUACAAGCCAAGUGUGAUUUUUUUUUUUUUUUUUUUUCAAAAUCAGCUGCAGGUUUUGUGUCAAUUAAAUGAAAAUUCCAGUUUCAUUUAAUAAAAAAAAAACAAAACAAAGAAAAAAAACCAUAUUAUUGACUGUGGUAACUGAACCUGCAGUGAUACCUGAGGAUUAGGACCACCUUUGGAAAAAUAAUGAUAACGAGAUACUGAGAAACAAUUUUAAAGGAAAAAGUUGUAAAAUGUCAUGAAUAAAGUAAAGAAAUGUUCUUCUUGGAAU